This is a messenger RNA of Pteropus alecto (black flying fox), 2667 nucleotides long. It is a transcript of the gene KLHL12, whose product is annotated as kelch like family member 12. Gene Ontology annotation, molecular function: protein binding. Lineage: Eukaryota; Metazoa; Chordata; Mammalia; Chiroptera; Pteropodidae. The transcript has 12 exons. Bases 63 to 1856 code for a protein of 597 amino acids. The record is from RefSeq and is a predicted model, not a curated record.
GUUUUUUCUUCUCGUAUUGGCAGAGUCCAAGGACCCCUUCCAUUCUUUCUCCGUAUCGCCUGAUGGGAGGCAUUAUGGCCCCCAAGGACAUCAUGACGAACACUCAUGCUAAGUCCAUCCUCAAUUCCAUGAACUCCCUCAGGAAGAGCAACACCCUGUGUGACGUGACGCUGAGAGUGGAGCAGAAGGACUUCCCAGCCCAUCGGAUCGUGCUGGCGGCCUGCAGCGAUUACUUCUGCGCCAUGUUUACCAGCGAGCUCUCAGAGAAGGGGAAACCGUACGUGGACAUCCAAGGUCUGACCGCUGCGACCAUGGAGAUCCUGCUGGACUUCGUGUACACGGAGACGGUGCACGUGACCGUGGAGAAUGUGCAGGAGCUGCUCCCUGCAGCCUGUCUGCUUCAGCUGAAAGAGGAGGAAAUAAUACAUGGAAACAGCCCCACGAGGAAACAAGAAACUGGCGCUGUCCAUUGCCCCCAUGGAAGGGACCAGACGCCAGGUGUGAAGCAGGCCUGCUGCGAGUUCCUGGACAGCCAGCUGGACCCAUCCAACUGCUUGGGCAUCCGGGACUUCGCCGAGACGCACGGCUGUGCUGACCUCAUGCAGGCGGCGGAGGUGUUCAGCCAGAAGCACUUUCCGGAGGUGGUGCAGCACGAGGAGUUCAUCCUGCUGAGCCAGGGCGAGGUGGAGAAGCUCAUCAAGUGCGACGAGAUUCAGGUGGACUCCGAAGAGCCGGUGUUCGAGGCCGUCCUCACCUGGGUGAAGCACGCGGGGAAGGAGCGGGAGGAGUGCCUGCCUGAGCUGCUGCAGUACGUCCGCAUGCCCCUGCUGACGCCGCGCUACAUCACCGACGUGGUGGACGCCGAGCCCUUCAUUCGCUGCAGUUUGCAGUGCAGGGACCUCGUCGAUGAGGCAAAGAAGUUCCAUCUGAGGCCUGAACUGCGAAGUCAGAUGCAAGGACCCAGGACGCGGGCUCGUCUAGGAGCCAAUGAGGUGCUUCUGGUGGUUGGGGGCUUCGGAAGCCAGCAGUCUCCCAUUGACGUGGUAGAGAAAUACGACCCCAAGACUCAAGAGUGGAGCUUUUUGCCAAGCAUCACUCGGAAGAGACGCUACGUGGCCUCGGUCUCCUUACAUGACCGAAUCUAUGUCAUCGGCGGCUAUGAUGGCCGCUCCCGCCUCAGUUCUGUGGAAUGUCUCGACUACACGGCCGACGAGGACGGGGUCUGGUACUCCGUGGCCCCGAUGAAUGUCCGGCGAGGCCUUGCCGGGGCCACCACCCUGGGAGAUAUGAUCUAUGUCUCCGGGGGCUUUGACGGGAGCAGGCGUCACACCAGUAUGGAGCGAUAUGACCCCAACAUUGACCAGUGGAGCAUGCUGGGAGACAUGCAGACUGCCCGGGAGGGCGCCGGGCUGGUGGUGGCCAGCGGAGUGAUCUACUGUCUAGGAGGAUAUGAUGGCUUGAAUAUCUUAAAUUCAGUUGAGAAAUAUGAUCCGCAUACCGGACACUGGACUAAUGUCACGCCAAUGGCCACCAAGCGCUCCGGUGCCGGCGUGGCCCUGCUGGACGACCGUAUUUACGUGCUGGGAGGAUUCGACGGCACGGCCCACCUGUCUUCCGUGGAGGCGUACAACGUCCGCACCGACUCCUGGACACCUGUCACCUGCAUGACCACCCCGCGGUGUUACGUGGGGGCCACGGUGCUCCGGGGCAGGCUGUACGCAGUUGCGGGGUACGACGGCAACUCCCUGCUGAGCAGCAUCGAGUGCUACGACCCUAUCAUCGACAGCUGGGAAGUGGUGACAUCCAUGGGGACCCAGCGCUGUGACGCUGGCGUGUGUGUGCUCCGAGAGAAGUGACUGUGGUUGGAGCACCAUCCAGAGCUAGUGACCAGUCCAAGGGACAAUUUGUGGGAGAAUCAAGGAUCCUCUCCGGAAUGUCUGUUUCUCGCUGGGCACAGGAUGAUGAAAGCAGCAGUGCGAAGGUGAUGGUGCUCACGUGACACACGCUCUAUGCGCUGGCGUUGUCCCCUGGGAGGGGGGGCACAGACACUCGAGGGAAGAGAAUGCACACUGAAUGGGUGUGAGAGGUCGGGUCACCUCUCCUCCUGGUCUAGGGGCACUUCCUUGUUGUUUCCACCCUGCCGUGCGCUUAGGAGGACAUGUGUGCAUGUUUGUGUGAUGUGCCUCGUAUGCCGCAGGGGUUAAGGUGAGUGUGACCACCAGAUGUGGGCGGUGUCCAGCCUGCGUCAGAAUUUCAAGGUACCAGCUUGAGUGAGCUUCGUUCUCCAGGAAUAAAUCUCUUUCCUAGUCUACAGGUAGCUAGGGGCAGUGUACUUCCAUUCCGGAGGAAAACAAAGGGAAGAGCUCAUCACAGCUUGGGGGCAGGGGACAGCCCCAGCGCCCCGUGGGCUCGGGGUUGGUGUAUCAGAGCUGGGUUCCGGGUAAGUGCAGUGACCUGAAUUUGAUGGAGUGCGAGUGAACUGAGACCAUCCCUGAAGAAUAACCGGGAGGACAGAGAAGGGUGUGUGAUGAUUUCAGGGACCUUUUUAUCUCCCGUGGGCCUCCUGAAUUACAGUUCCUUCCCGGGCCGCGGGGAAGUGCGCAGAGGGCAGCAGCAUGAACAGUGUCGGCAUGGCUGGAGGUGGAAUAAAUGUGAGAGAUCAGCGUG